Molecule: messenger RNA, 1530 nt
Organism: Manihot esculenta (cassava)
Lineage: Eukaryota; Viridiplantae; Streptophyta; Magnoliopsida; Malpighiales; Euphorbiaceae
Product: thaumatin-like protein 1
Exons: 3
Coding region: 391-1320 (309 amino acids)
Biological process (GO): defense response
Cellular component (GO): extracellular region
Source: RefSeq, a predicted model, not a curated record
UCUUCGCCUCUCAUUGUGGCGGUCUGUUCUUCGAUACCUCUCCUCUGUUCUUAUAAAUACCGGACCUCUCUAGCCUCCGGUUGAGAUUCUCCUCCACCAGAGAGAGAGAGAGUGGAGUUUAAUCUUUGUGAAAAUUUUAUGGGUGGUAAUUCAUUUCAAGAGAUUUUUCAUUCAUCUUCUAUUCCUGCCAUCUAUUGUAGCGAAAUACCCUGUUUCGGUUACUAUUCUUCCUCUGUUUUUCAUUACCUUUCCAUUAAUUACCAAUCACAUCAUCAACACAAAUGUCUACCCAUUAAUUAAUCGCCGUCUACUCACAGCUAUUUUCCUUCUUAUGCUUGCCUUACUAACCAAAAAAGAAUUGUUUGCUUCAACCGCUUGAUUAAUAAAAACAUGGCUUCUUUAUUCUCCUCUGUUUCUUGUUCUUGCACUGUAGUUCUCUGCCUGGUUCUUUUCAUUUUCAGAGGUGCUUCAGCUGCUACAUUCACACUUGUAAACAAAUGCGAUUACAGUGUAUGGCCUGGAAUUCUGGGCAGCCCUAAACUAGAAACGACAGGCUUUGAGCUUCCCAAGGGCAGCUCUCGCACUUUCCAGGUACCGACAGGUUGGUCCGGUCGUUUCUGGGGACGAACUGGCUGCAAUUUCGACGAUUCCGGCCACGGCUCCUGCGCCACCGCUGACUGUGGCUCUUCCCAAGUCGAAUGCAAUGGCAACAGUGCUACUCCACCUGCCACCUUAGCUGAAUUCACGCUCGGUACUGGUACACAAGAUUUCUACGACGUCAGCCUCGUCGAUGGCUAUAACUUGCCAAUGGUAGUCGAUGUAAAUGGAGGCUCAGGUGCUUGUGCGUCGACGGGAUGCGUGACAGACCUUAACAGGAAGUGCCCGAAUGAGCUGAAAGUUGAAGGCGGUGGAGCAUGCCGGAGCGCUUGUGAUGCGUUUGGGAACCCAGAGUACUGUUGCAGUGGCGCGUAUAAUACACCUUCAACUUGUAAACCUUCGACGUACUCGGAAAUGUUCAAGAGUGCGUGUCCGAAAUCAUACAGCUACGCUUAUGACGAUGCUUCCAGUACUUUUACGUGUACUGGCGCUGAUUACAGGGUCACAUUUUGCCCCAACUUGCCCAGUCUAAAAUCAGCGAGAGAUUCUUCUCCAAAGGCAACAGGGACAGUGCCAGCGGCAGUACAGGAGGCAGAGUUGGCAAGCUCAUGGCUAGCAAGUUUGGCCACUGGGGAUUCAACAAGAAGCUACCCACUUUCAGUUGUGCAAUUUGCACUUGUUUUGGUGACAUCUUUGAUUCUUUGGUACAAUAUUGGAUUGUAGCUAGUCUCUCUCCCUAAUCCAUCACCUUUGAGAUUGGCAAUCAAUACUUUUUGUGACGAAAAGAAAGGGGAGAGAAGGAAUCAAUAAUCAACAUAUAUGUAUGGGGACCAAUCAAAUCAUAUUUGUAAGCAAAACCCACUUCCAAAAUGAUGCAUAUAUUUAUAUUAAUUAGUUUAGAAAUAAAAAUUAGUGUAUUUCUCUUUUAUCUUA